ACGAGUUGCUGGCCGUGUGUCGUUUUUGUGUGCGAAUUGCGUUCGGGAUAGAUUUUUUUGCAAAAAACGCGAAUUCUGUGAAAAUAGGGCGACUUUGCCCUUCAUACUAUCGCGUAACUUGGCGAAACACCUUGGCCAAAUUUUCAUUUCGCGAAUAAUCUAGCGGAAUUUGGUGAAUUAAAAUCGUUAAGAAAGUUAAUAUCCUCUCAGUGGUGCCCGUAUCGUGUUCGUUUUUCGUGUAUUGUCCUAUUCGUGUUGUGUUCACCCCGUUCUGCGCACGCGGACUGCAACCCCGUGUGUCAAAUGCUUGUCCUGUUAGUGUAUCAAAUCAUAUAGGAAAAUUUGUUUGUUUGAUGGUGUUAGUGUAAUAUCCUAGUGCAACCAAAACAAAAAUAGUAAUUAGCAUACAAGAAAAUUAGUAAACAAAAACUGGCAGUGGCAGUCCCAACGGUAACUAAGAGGCUGCAUAUGAACCUUGGUAGCCUUCCUGUCUGGAAGUCAUUCAACCCCCGGGAUUAUGUUCGGCGCGAUAGCUGGCAUCGGUUCGAGGCGAGGCCAUCCAAUAUGAAUUAGCUGGGACGUAUUAGUAGUGAGUGCAUGAGUUAAUUGAACCGGAACGCAGGACCGUGUGAACCGCCGCUUGUUGUUCCAAACAUUCUCUAAUACAUAUCCUUAGUACCUCGUCCGGGAGUUGUCUGCACUCGGCUCCGCGCGCGUCAUUGGCCUGGAAGUAAUGUCCAGCCAUUGAGUAGCCGUCGACGUGAUAAACGAGUCUGGAACGCAUCUGCGAAUGCAGUUAAUUUCUCUGCCGUAAAUUACAGCCACAACAUUGCCCGAGGAACUGCAUUACGCUUGAGAGGAUUUACAAUUCCUGGAAGCAACAACAGGCCCAGGGCUUGCAGCUCAAGGAAAUCCGAACGCGAAAAUUUCUUUUGUUGUUGCUGAUUCAAAAUUUUUGUAAACUUAACGGAAGCAGGCCACACUUUCUCGCGAUAGCAUCAUCAUCAUAGUCCCAGGACGAAGGGAAAAAAAACAAAACCGUGAGAAAGGGUAUAGCGAACUUUUUGUGCAUCGGAACGACCGAGAAAUCAACUGCAACUGCAGCCCGGCUGGCUACUGCAACAAUAAGGAACCAGGUUAAGGACGGAGAGAAUUCCAGGAGCCAGCACUCUUUAUUUUGUUCUUCGCAUGAACAGGAUAAUGGUCCGGAACCAAGCAAUACUGUUGCUAGCUUUUGUGUCUACGAUUCGUGGAAUAACGGAGGAAUUGUCGCCAGACCAUGUCCGCGAAUUCACAUGUGGCCAACUAUACUACCGCACAUUCCUGCUGGACGAAGAUCGGGACUCGCUGUUUGUCGGGGCUAUGAACGGCGUCUAUCGGCUUAACCUGAAAAAUAUUAGUCUCUCAGGAUGCGAGAGAGAUCUUUUCUCACUGAAACCGUCCAGCGAUGACAAACGGAGCUGUGUGUCGAAGGGCAAAAGCGAGCUCUUCGACUGUCAGAAUCACAUCCGCGUUAUUCAACCAAUGGACGGUGGCAACAGGCUUUAUAUUUGUGGAACGAACGCUCAUAAUCCCAAGGAUUACGUUAUAUAUUCGAAUCUUACCGAUUUACCGAGGUCGGAAUUCGUGCCGGGAAUCGGUUUAGGAAUAGCAAAGUGCCCAUACGACCCACUUGAUAAUUCAACAGCAAUUUAUGUGGAAAGAGGAAAUCCUGGCGGUUUACCUGGUUUGUAUUCAGGAACAAAUGCAGAGUUUACAAAAGCGGACAGCGUGAUCUUCAGGACGGACUUGUUCAACAUGAGCAACGGCAAGAAGGAAUAUAGUUUUAAGCGGACCCUUAAAUACGACUCAAAGUGGUUGGAUAAACCCAACUUUGUGGGCUCAUUCGACAUUGGCGAGUUCGUCUAUUUCUUCUUCCGAGAAACAGCUGUUGAAUACAUAAAUUGCGGCAAAGCAGUUUACUCACGAAUUGCUCGUGUCUGCAAAAAGGAUACAGGUGGAAAGAAUAUCCUGUCACAAAACUGGGCCACGUACUUGAAAGCACGACUUAAUUGUAGUAUUUCCGGCGAAUUUCCAUUCUAUUUUAAUGAAAUCCAAUCUGUCUACCAACUGCCGAAUGAGCCCAGGAAAUUCUAUGCAACGUUCACGACAAGCACAAAUGGACUUGUCGGGUCAGCUGUCUGCAGUUUUGAUAUAAAUGAGGUCCAUGCAGCUUUCCAAGGAAAAUUCAAACAACAAGAAACAUCAAACUCCGCAUGGUUACCCGUUCUGAACUCUCGAGUACCCGAGCCUCGUCCCGGUGUCUGCGUGAACGACACCGCCAGCUUACCGGAUAAUGUCCUGCAAUUCAUCAGGUCAAACCCACUUAUGGACAGAGCCGUCAAUCACGAAUACAACAAUCCCGUCUACUACAAAAGGGAUCUCGUCUUCACCAAAUUAGUGGUGGACAAAAUCAAAGUUCCGCUCCUCAACCAGGAAUACACAGUCUUCUAUGUUGGCACGAAUCUAGGACGUAUCUACAAAAUUGUUCAGUACUUCCGAAAUGGUGAACCAAGAUCGAAACUCCUGGAUAUCUUCGAAAUUGCACAGAAUGAAGCGAUUCAAGUGAUGGAGAUAAGUCAAACCCGAAAAUCCCUCUAUGUUGCUACCGACCAUCGGGUGAAGCAAAUUGAUUUGGCCAUGUGCAACAGACGUUACGACAAUUGCUUCCGUUGCGUAAAGGAUCCGUACUGCGGCUGGGAUAAGGAAGCCAACACUUGCAAACCAUAUCAUAUUGAAUUACUGCAGGAUGUCGGCAACGAGACCAGCGACAUUUGCGACACGAGCGUAUUGAAAAAGAAAAUUGUUGUAACGUACGGACAAAGCGUACAUCUUGGAUGCUUUGUGAAAAUUCCCGAAGUGCUUAAAAAUGAGCAAGUGACAUGGUAUCAUCAUUCCAAGGAUAAAGGACGGUAUGAAAUCAAAUACACGCCAACUAAAUACAUCGAAACUACAGAACGAGGACUGGUUGUCCUCUCAGUGAACGAAGCUGACGGAGGACGAUAUGAUUGUCACUUGGGGGGUUCAUUGCUCUGUAGCUACAACAUCACCGUAGAUGCUCACAGAUGUACACCACCGAAUAAGAGCAACGACUACCAGAAGAUAUAUUCGGAUUGGUGUCACGAGUUUGAGAAAUAUAAAUCAGCUAUGAAAUCCUGGGAAAAGAAACAAGCGCAAUGCGCCGCCCGACAAAACUACAGUAAUCAGCAUCCAAACGAAGUGUUCCAGAAAAACUGAUACUAGAGCCGAAUCAGUGAACUCAUGACCAGCAUACACCAUACACAGAAUUCGUCCGUAAUAAACCUAUUUAAAGUAAUUUCCUCCAUAAGUAAGUAAGAAUACGAAUAAUCUGCUAAUGAAAUCAAAAUAGAAAGGAUAAUGGAAACCAGCUAAACUCAACAGUCCCACAUUUUUCGGCACCAACAAUAUUUAUAUAUAUUAUAUAAAGAAGAGAAUAUAACGCAAUUGUAUCAGUACAGGCAACGAACUGAUAGACUAAGUUUCGUUUUAUUACAGCUAAUCAAGCUGAACGAAAUGUGAAAGUAAUAAUAAAGAUUUUCAAGAUAUAUUACGCAAUUUUAUAUGGGGGUUUCAAAGAAGGAGCCAUAUUGGAUAAACUAGAUUUUGUAGCGACCACUGAAGAAGCAAUGCAACGGUUUUCAGCGCAAGUGAAUGAAAUGAAAAGGAAUUUUCCGCGUUUGGAGCUUGGUAGUUGACAUUUUCCACUAGGCGCCAUUCAAUAACUCAGUAUUUAGCGAGUAAAUAAUGACUUUUGUCCAUUUAUCAAAGUGAAAGUUAUUUGCAUUAAUAGAAUCUGCAAUGCUCAACAACGCUACCCCAAUUAAUCUAGACUUGAAAUUAUAAUACGUACGCGAAGUCUGCAUUCUGUAGACUUUACAUAGGCCUAUGUCCGAUAUGAUUUCCUUGAAAUCACCCCCUAAGAGUUUAGCCAACGUACACAUACAUAUUUGAAGAAACUCCACAAAUCAUUCACAAAUUUAUAUCACAAAACUCACCCGUCCUUAUCAUAUGGUGAGACCUAUCAUCCCUUCACGACUCUUUGGUUUUCCUCAUUGUUUUUUUCUUUUUCUCAUUCUCACUAGAAUCUCGUAAUAUAAUUAAAAAUUAUGAAAAUUUAAAGGAAGAAAAAUUAACUUUUUUUAUUAAUCCUAAGCAAAAAUUAACAAAACAAAACAAAAAUAUCUAAAUUUAAAGAUAUAAAUUAAAGAAAAUAUUACUACAUAGGAUAAAAAUGCUAAUAAUGAUAAUGUGAAAGGAAUAUGAGGGAAAUAGAUAAAAAAAAACACGAACGGAACGAAAACAUGGAAACAAUGUAAUAAUCAAGCAAUGUGAUGUUAAGUUUUGAUAAAUUUAUUUAUCGAUAGAAUUUUACUCAAAUCAUUUUCAAUUACGUUUCAAAAUCUCAUUUUCGAAAUUCGUCGAUUUAAUUUGAUAACGCCAAGCGCAUUUUUUCAUCAAGUAUCUUUAGUUUGAGUUUUGGAUAUUCAGUGAAUUUUGAAGAAAGAGAAUUUCUCAAUUUUGCCAGAAUUUUUAAUUUGUACUUAGUUUUUUUGUUGCCUUUAAUUAAGGCUAGAGUAAGGUUCAAUGUGUACUUCAUUUACUUUCAAUCGAAACGUUCAUUUCAUUAGAAGUGUAUUAAGUUAGAUUUAUGCAAUUAUUAUUUUGUCUCGAAUAGUAAUAAAACUGUAAUAAAUUUGGAAA
This is a messenger RNA of Hermetia illucens (black soldier fly), 4761 nucleotides long. RefSeq names its product semaphorin-2A (gene Sema2a). The transcript is spliced from 16 exons. The record is from RefSeq and is a predicted model, not a curated record. Gene Ontology annotation, biological process: semaphorin-plexin signaling pathway; negative regulation of axon extension involved in axon guidance; axon guidance. Gene Ontology annotation, molecular function: chemorepellent activity; semaphorin receptor binding. Lineage: Eukaryota; Metazoa; Arthropoda; Insecta; Diptera; Stratiomyidae. The coding region runs from base 1189 to 3276 and encodes 695 amino acids.